UCACAGUAAUUUAGGGAAAGGAUGCGUGGAUGGAGAAGGAUCCCAAGAAAGAUAUUCUAUUUCACUACAAAAGUGCAAAUCAUUCCGACAUUGUGCUGAAGAACCUCAACGCUCUAAGAACUAGUGAGACAUUAUGCGAUAUUACGUUUCUCUGUGAGGGCCGUCAGAUAAACGCCCACAGAGCAGUACUAUGUGCUAACACUUCGUACUUUAAGUGCAUGUUCAACAUUGGUAUGAUAGAGUCGUCAGCGAAACAAGUUCCCAUAAAAGGUGUAUGCGGAGAAGCUUUUGAGAGGUUAAUAGAUUAUUGCUACACUUCUGAGAUAGUGAUAGAGUCUCAUAAUGUUAAAGCCUUGCUCUCUGCCGCAAGUAUUCUGGAUUUUCAGGAGAUCCAAGAUGCAUGCGAGCAGUUCCUGUUGGACCGGAUAACUAUUGAGAACUGUGUGAGUAUCAGUCUCUACGCCUCCCACCACUCGUGUAACAAGCUAUUGGAAGGAUCAGACACAUAUACAAGGGCCCACUUCUUGGAGGUGACGAGAUGUGCGGAGUUCUCGAACUUAGAGUUGGAGCACCUUGUCAAGCUCAUAUCUCACGACGAACUUAAAGUCUCUUCCGAAAUCGAGGUGUUCAACGCGGUGGUGAAGUGGGUGAAACAUGACGAGGAUAAGAGGAGAUCACUUCUCCCUGAUAUUUUAGAGCACGUCCGCUUUGGGGUCAUGUCUCCUAAAAUUCUACUGGACUGUGUACAAACUGAAAUACUAGUCUCUGAGAACGUCAAGUGUAAAUCACUUCUGGACGAAGCUACCGCAUAUCAUCUCCUACCUCAGAGACGGUCAGAGUUUCCCACCAUAAGAUCCAAAGCGAGGACCUAUCUAGCGAGCUCUAUCUACGCAGUCGGCGGGGAGAACAACACCGGGAUAAAGUUAGCCAGUGUAGAACGCUAUGAUAGUGAAGUUAACCGCUGGAUUCAGGUAGCGCCAAUGAACAUGGGAAGAUCAAGUGUAGGCGUGACCUCAUGCAACGGAGCCCUCUACUGUGGAGGAGGGUUCGGAGGACGAGUCUUCCUCAACUCAGUCGAGUGUUACACUCCGUAUGAUGACACGUGGAAGGUGGUCGCGCCGCUCGCAUGUCCUCGGUCUUGUCUUGGGAUGGUUUGCCUAGAUGAUUUUGUGUAUGCUAUCGGCGGACGGAGAGAAGACGCACGACUUGCGACUGUCGAAAGAUAUGACUGUCACCGAGACCAAUGGUUUGAUUCGAGCCGGAUGGCAACCUCCCGCAGUGCUGCUGGUGUAACGGUUAUUGAUGGGUGUAUUUACGUUGCUGGGGGUUACGAUGGUUAUACAGAUUUGAACACUGUGGAGAGAUACGACCCGAGAAUAGAUAAAUGGUGUAUGGUGGCACCCAUGAAGAAAAAGAGAUCUUUAACGGCAGCAGUAACACUGAAAGGAUGUAUAUACGUGCCAGGAGGGCAGAUUCUGAUGACUCUUCUAGACUCUGUUGAGUGCUAUGAUCCUAGGAACAACUUGUGGUAUCCUAUGAGCCCUCUUCUUUCCUCCAGGUAUGGUUGUGGUGCAGCAGUUUUAGGAGAGAAUAUGUUUGUAGCUGGAGGAUGUGAUGGUGCUCACAGACUGUCCUCGCUGGAGAUAUACGAUCCAGUGCGGAACACGUGGUCCACAAUGGAGCCAAUGAGCGAUCAGAGGCAUUCCCUCGGAAUAACUGCUCUUUGAAGAGUAGUCAACUACAUUCCCUCGGAGUAACUGCUCUUUGAAGAGCAGUCAACUACAUUCCCUCGGAGUAACUGCUCUUUGAAGAGUAGUCAACUACAUUCCCUCGGAGUAACUGCCCUUUGAAGAGCAGUUAACUACAUUCAAUCCAUUGAUGCUUCACGACGAA
Messenger RNA from Bolinopsis microptera, 1893 nucleotides. RefSeq names its product kelch-like protein diablo. Gene Ontology annotation, molecular function: protein binding. The coding region runs from base 30 to 1727 and encodes 565 amino acids. The record is from RefSeq and is a predicted model, not a curated record. The transcript has 14 exons. Lineage: Eukaryota; Metazoa; Ctenophora; Tentaculata; Lobata; Bolinopsidae.